Nicotiana attenuata is the source of this 731-nucleotide messenger RNA. RefSeq lists its product as uncharacterized. The coding region runs from base 96 to 455 and encodes 119 amino acids. Gene Ontology annotation, cellular component: mitochondrion. The transcript has 2 exons. NCBI's taxonomy places the organism in Eukaryota, Viridiplantae, Streptophyta, Magnoliopsida, Solanales, Solanaceae. The record is from RefSeq and is a predicted model, not a curated record.
AAUUGAUAUUAUCCUUUUAGACUGUAAAUUUUGGGUACCAACCAGUACCUCGAGCAAAUAGAAUAGACACACACUCAAGAGUCAAAGUGAAGGCGAUGGAGUGGACAAGCAAAGUCGGGGAGGCAGUGAACAAGGCGGUAAACAGCAACAAAGUGUUAAACGUAGUGCUAUUGGGUGCAUUUGGGUUUCUCUGCCUGAGAUCCGUGCAGCAACAGAGGAACAUCCAAGUUCUGGAGACAGAAAAGGACUCUUUACUCAAUUCUAAUAAAGCUAUGAAGAAGGCCAUGUGGGAUUGGAAGCAGCAGCUUUUCGCCGAAGCUGAUGUACCCAACCCCAUUCUUCCCCUCUCCAAGCUUAAAUCCAUCUACGGAGAAGUCCAAACCGCCUCAACUUCUUCUGGUGGAGAUGCUCAAAAAGGAGAUAGAAAAUCAGCUGCAUCAGCGUUUGUUGUCUAAAAGCCAUUGGUAUAGCUCGUUUAUGAAGAAACAAGUUUGCUGGCAAAAUAACAAUGGGCUGCUUAGAUCUGUGAAAUAUCACGCUUCAGUUAGUAUAAUGGAAGCUGAUCACAAAGGGGGAAUGUGGUGUAAUACUGAGUUUUUGUUUCAUCCUGUUUCUAAGAACUUCGUGAUUUACGACUGUUUUUCCUUAUUCUCUAACGUGCAGUUUGUAAGGAGGCUGAGGUCCAAGUUUAGUUUAUAGUAUUAUUGGUGAUGCUUCAUUUUUCUGCUCCA